Molecule: messenger RNA, 2851 nt
Organism: Larimichthys crocea (large yellow croaker)
Lineage: Eukaryota; Metazoa; Chordata; Actinopteri; Sciaenidae
Product: solute carrier family 13 member 2
Exons: 13
Coding region: 529-2367 (612 amino acids)
Biological process (GO): cellular response to lithium ion; fumarate transport; alpha-ketoglutarate transport
Cellular component (GO): plasma membrane
Molecular function (GO): fumarate transmembrane transporter activity; sodium:dicarboxylate symporter activity; alpha-ketoglutarate transmembrane transporter activity
Source: RefSeq, a predicted model, not a curated record
CUGUGAAAAAGGUCUAUAUUGCUAUAAAGCCUCAUUUCAUCCAUUCAUUUUCAUUUCCUAACAUGAAGGUCUAGAUAUUGUUUAAUUGCCUUGAUUAUAUGACCAUUAUAUGUUUUGCUCGUUUUGACCACCCGUGAUUAAGCCCCCUUCUCUUCCUUGGCUUCAUCAAAUGUCCAAAGGUGUAAAACAGUGUGAAUGUGUUAUCCCUGUGAUAGGCCUUCAUUUACACCUGACACAGACAAAACAUGUUACAAUCAAGAUCAGAAGUCGGUCAAGAAGGAUAAAUUCUGUAGAUUAUUGCUCCUGGACGCUAACCUUAUCUGAAGGGGUUAGAUAGAAACACACCUAGUACAUGAAUAACUCAGAAGUUAAUUUUUAAUCCUUUUUUUUACAGAUGUAUUGUCUAAAGCACUAUAUAAACCCUUUGUCUGUUACUGUCUCUCAGAAGUGUCACUGGUGUCACUAAUUAUUACUAAUUUUUAUCUCUGACUUUUCAAUACGUUGGAUGUCCAACACACUAUCUGGAUCAUGGCUGGAUUUUUUACAUGGCUGUGGCGGUAUAGGAACUACAUUGUGAUAGUCCUGACACCUAUUUUAGUGUUGCCUCUGCCACUGAUCAUCCCAACACCGCAAGCAAAAUGUGGCUUUGUAAUUAUCCUCAUGGCUUUGUACUGGUGUACAGAGUGUAUCCCUCUGGCUGUGACCGCCCUGCUGCCUGUCAUUCUCUUCCCCAUGAUGGGCAUCAUGGAAUCAGGAGAGGUUUGUAUCCAGUACCUUAAAGACUCAAACAUGCUCUUUAUUGGUGGGCUGCUGGUGGCCAUCGCUGUCGAACAAUGGAACCUGCACAGGAGGAUUGCCCUACAAGUUCUGCUUAUUGUGGGGGUCAAGCCAUCGCUUUUGAUGAUCGGUUUCAUGGGCACCACGGCCUUUCUGUCCAUGUGGAUCAGUAACACAGCCUCCACAGCCAUGAUGCUGCCCAUCGCCAAUGCUGUGCUGCAGCAGCUGUGUGACACAGAGGCCAAUGCUGAUGAGAGGCACUACAGCUUGACAGUCGCAAAGGAUGGUCAAGAUAAUCAGGCAUAUGAGAUGAAUGACACCAAAGAAAGCCACGGCAAUGAGCUUAAACAUAAGGACAGCAGAAUUAACAUGGAUGCGGAUAAAGACAAUGACAGCAAAGACAUAAAGAGAAUGAAUGAAAAUGAUGUUACUUCAAGUGUCCCUGCAGAGGUUUGUGAAAGUACGUUGGAGGCUGAGCUGCGCAGACUGAAGCGGGAACAGAAUUAUGCCAAACUGACUAAAGGCAUGAGCCUAAGUGUAUGUUACGCUGCCAGCAUUGGCGGGACUGCCACUCUCACUGGAACCACACCCAAUGUUAUCCUAAAGGGCCAGAUUGAUGAACUCUUCCCACAUAAUGGAGGCAUUAUCAACUUUGCGAGCUGGUUUGGCUUUUCAUUCCCUAACAUGCUGCUCAUGCUCGUCUUGUCCUGGUUGUGGCUGCAGUUUAUGUUUUUGGGCUUUGACUUGAGGAAGUCCUUUGGGUGUGGCACAAAGAACAAUGGUGACAGGGAGGCAUACCAAGUGAUCAAGGAUGAGUACAAAAAGUUGGGCAGGAUGAGCUUUGCUGAAGGCUGCGUGCUGGUUAUCUUCACGUUGCUGGUUCUUCUGUGGUUUACCAGGGAGCCUGGGUUCAUACCCGGCUGGGCCACUGUGCUCUUCAACAAAGACAAAACGUACGUCACAGAUGGCACCGUGGCCAUAUUAAUGUCAACACUCUUCUUCUGCAUCCCGUCCAAUUUGCCCAGAUGCAGAACGUCCAGUGAUGGGACCCCUGCUGAAGCUCCUUCACCUCUGCUUAGUUGGGAUAUUGUCCAUGAAAAGAUGCCUUGGAACAUCCUUUUGCUUCUGGGAGGAGGUUUUGCAUUGGCCCACGGAAGUGAGAAAUCUGGACUUUCUUUGUGGCUGGGAGAAAGUCUCGUACCGCUGCAGAGCAUCCCUCCUUUUGCCAUCUCCAUCCUGUUGUGUCUGCUGGUGGCCAUGUUCACCGAAUGUUCCAGCAACACUGCUACCACCACUCUGUUUCUGCCAAUAUUGGCCUCUAUGGCCACUGCCAUCAAGAUACAUCCACUAUACGUCAUGCUCCCAUGCACCAUCUCUGCCUCGCUGGCUUUCAUGCUGCCUGUAGCCACUCCACCCAACGCCAUCGCCUUCUCCUAUGGCAACCUCAAAGUCAUGGACAUGGCCAAAGCUGGAUUCAUUCUAAAUUUCGUUGGAGUCAUGACCAUCAACAUAGCCAUUAACACAUGGGGAGUGCCUAUGUUCCAGCUGAAUACCUUUCCCAGUUGGGCCAAUGCCACCAAAACUCCUUGAAUAUGAACUCAGGAAAAUUGAGAAAUUUAGGGAAAUAUAACCAACAUCUUCCUAUAUAUCUGAAUCCCACCACUGAUGGACUGGGCUGGAAGGUUACUGUUUUUUUUAUAAAGGCUUCCCAAAUUCUUUAGCUCGUACAGCCUGAUGUGCAGCGAGGUCCAUCCUCGAGUGCUGACACAGGUUCUUUUAUGCAGCUUUCAAUAUUAUAUCAUUGUGAUGGUCUCCAGAAAUCAUCUGGGAAUGUUGAGUGGAAACACUGGAGCACCUUUUGUUGAUGUUUUGAGUUCAGUUCAUUUUAGAUAAAUUAUCUUCUGGACAGUCAGCCAAGCAGAUCAAAACUUUUACAGUCAUUUACCUCAACAAUCAAUCAACAGUUUUCACCUAAAAGACAUGUAUUUAAAAACAAAAGUUUAUAUUGUGGCAAAAAAUAUAAAGAUGCAAAGAUUGCACUAUCCUAAUGUAAUAAAUAAAAGUUUAAACAACA